CACAUAGCUAAGUCUACGUGGUCAGUUUGUGUGUAUGUGUGUGUGAGAGAGAGCGAGAGAGAGAGAGAGGGAGAGAGUGUGUGUGUGUGUGCGCUCAGGUGUGUGAACAUGUUACCUUUAUCUAUCAAAGAUGACGAAUAUAAACCCGCCAAGUUUAACCUGCUGCUCAAACUCUCCAGCUGGUUCAGGUCGAUCCUGGCUGAUAAAACCUCCAGGAACCUUUUCUCCUUCCUCUGCCUCAACCUGUCUUUCGCCUUUGUGGAGCUGACGUACGGAAUCUGGAGCAACAGUUUAGGACUGAUCUCCGAUUCCUUCCACAUGUUCUUCGACUGCACGGCUCUGUUGGCUGGACUGGCAGCCUCUGUCAUCUCCAGGUGGAGAUCCAAUGACAGCUUCUCCUACGGUUAUGUCAGAGCAGAAGUGUUGGCAGGCUUCGUGAACGGACUCUUUCUCAUCUUCACAGCGUUUUUCAUUUUCUCUGAGGGAGUCGAGAGAGCCCUGGAGCCUCCUGAUGUCCACCAUGAGCGUCUACUUCCUGUCUCUGUGGCCGGUCUUCUGGUGAAUCUGGUGGGGAUCUUCGUGUUCCAACAUGGAGGUCAUGGACACUCUCAUGGAGAAGAAGGUCACGGACACAGUCACUCACUGUUUAAUGGGGGUCUGAGCCACGGACACAGUCACGGACAGAGUGUCCAGAGCAAAUUCACAGACCAGCAUGGACACGAUCACGGACAUGGACACGAUCACGGACAUGGACACGAUCACGAUGGACACGAUCACGGACGAUCAGGACAUGGACACGAUCACGGACAUGGACACGAUCACGGACAUGGACACGAUCACGGACAUGGACACGGUCAUGGACACGAGGAUCCAGGAUGUCAUGACCAGUACACACCAGGAAAAGGUUCCAGUAAACAGAUCCUUCAAGGGGUCCUCCUCCACAUCAUGGCUGACACUCUGGGCAGUGUAGGUGUCAUCAUCUCUGCUUUGCUGAUGCAGAAGUAUGACCUGAUGAUCGCAGAUCCAAUCUGCUCCAUGCUGAUCGCUCUGCUAAUUGGAGUCAGCGUGGUGCCAUUACUGCGGGAGUCCAUUGGAAUCCUGAUGCAGAGAACUCCACCAUCUCUGGACCAUGUCCUACCAGAAUGUUAUCAAAGGGUGCAGCAGCUGCAGGGCGUCUACAACCUACAGGAACCUCAUUUCUGGACCCUGUGCACCGACGUUUACAUCGGGACGUUGAAGCUGCUUGUCGCCCCGGACGCAGACACACGCUGGAUCCUCAGCCAGACCCACCACAUCUUCACACAGGCAGGCGUGCGACAGCUCUACGUUCAGAUUGACAUGGCGGCCAUGUAGAAGCUCCUCCUACUUCUUUCUUUUUAAUGACUGGGACCAAUCACAUUCAGUCUGCUGGUGCAGCUGAUCUCGCCUCUCCUCUGAGCCCCGCCUCUUCACUUCCUGUAAACAAACUGAAGCAGGUUUGUGGGGAGGCACUAAGCCCCUCUGUUUUUUUUAAACUCCACCCCUUUUAUCUUCACGUUAAAGUGCCUUCUUCAUCAUCAUCAUCUACGGACGAUCUGACUCCGCCCCCUCUGUGACAUCGCCACUGGGAUCAGAUCUGAUACAAUCUGACUGGGCUGUGGUCAGAUUGUAUGAGAUGUCACUUUCUGUCUUUGAACGUGCCAAAACCAUGUGACUUGUUUAUUUUCCACUGUAAUAAAUUUAAUUCUCUUUU
Messenger RNA from Cynoglossus semilaevis (tongue sole), 1732 nucleotides. RefSeq names its product solute carrier family 30 member 7 (gene slc30a7). The record is from RefSeq and is a predicted model, not a curated record. NCBI's taxonomy places the organism in Eukaryota, Metazoa, Chordata, Actinopteri, Pleuronectiformes, Cynoglossidae. Gene Ontology annotation, biological process: zinc ion import into Golgi lumen; intracellular zinc ion homeostasis. Gene Ontology annotation, molecular function: zinc ion transmembrane transporter activity. Gene Ontology annotation, cellular component: membrane; Golgi apparatus; cytoplasmic vesicle.